AUGGAGGAUACGCUAAAUCUGGAGGUGACGACGAACGUCAAUCAAUUUCCGUAUGAAAAGAAGUUUCCUUCAACGAUUCCACUUCGUGAGCUCAAGAAAAAGUUGGAGCUUGUCGUCGGUACAAGUGGAGAUUUGAUGAAAAUAGAAGUCUUUGACAGUGAAGGGAAUUUCGUGGCUACAUUGAGCGAUGACAGCAAAUCAAUAGCCGAGCUUGGAGUGCGAAAUGGUAUGCGGAUUCAUGCAACGGAUAUUACAGGACAAAACCUCGAGCUGAAUAAUGGGGAUAUGGUGGAAAAGUAUAACAUCAGUGACGAAGCGUACAAUAAUCGAACAGACUCCGUACGCGCGUUAAAGAAAAAGAUGAUGGCAGAGAAAGCGCAAGAAGAAGGAAACACGCAGGCUAUCGAUCCAAAUCAAUUGGCCGCUGCAAACAUGAAGGUUGGAGAUCGCUGUGAAGUUCGAGUGAAAGGCAAUAUGGAGAGACGGGGAAUCAUUGCCUUUGUUGGACCAACAGAGUUCCAAUCCGGUUAUUGGGUUGGCGUUCGAUACGACGAACCUGUUGGAAAAAACAACGGCAGUGUGGCUGGUGUUAGAUACUUUGCAUGCGAUGACAAGUAUGGAGGAUUUGUGCGACCGGUUGAUGUGCAUGUUGGCGAUUUUCCCGAACUCGAACUCGAAAUGGAUGAGCUC
Molecule: messenger RNA, 690 nt
Organism: Mesorhabditis belari
Lineage: Eukaryota; Metazoa; Nematoda; Chromadorea; Rhabditida; Rhabditidae
Source: the annotation of a GenBank genome assembly